CAGAACAGGCUACAUGAGCGAUUGUGGUUUUAUAAGCAGACAGCUGCUAGCUAGCUAGCUUAGCCCCGUCGUCACAGUCAAGCUACAUGGUCCCUAGUUGUACACCAUACAACAUUGAACAAACCAGGUGAUUCCUGAAUAUAGGCCAGCAGACAGCUAAGAACAUAAUUUAAAAACACAAGUGCAACUGAUCGGGAGUAUUUCUUCUCCUUUAGUAGAAGCUAAAGUUAUAUCUUAGUUAGUUUGGCAUAACGUUAGCUAGUGGAACCUCCCCAAACCCUGCGCCUAGCUGACGGACCCGUUUUCCACAGAAACACUCCAUCAAACUCCCGAGUUGAUGGACCAAAGUGAACAUCCAGCUCACAUGUUACAAGCCUGACUGCACAAUCCUGCAGUGCUACCAGGAAAAAAGGCAGAGGGCAGAUGUGGAUGUGUGGGGAAGUGAAACCAUGAGAGAGGGGUCAAAGGAGAACUGCUGCAAGAUGAAGCCACGUAACUUACAAUACUAUAAAGAGUGUGCCUGUGUGUCUGUGCUGUAGCCUCAGUGGUCAUGUGGUAGUAGCCAGAAGAAGUAACAAACAGGAACAGAGCCAUUUUGACAGCAUGGCAGGGACUCGUGGACUUUGGGCUCUUGACGACAGCUGUUAUCUGGCUUUAGUAUAUAUACGCAGGAGCACCAGUCUGACACGCUAAACCCAGGGAGAUACACAAGGCAAAAGUAGCAAGACACAGUCAUGAAAGUGUUUGUGGUGCUAGCCAUUACAUUGCUGUCGGGCUGUCAUGCCAACCUCUUCUAUGCUGAUGCAUCCAAGGCACAGCUGGAAGUGUUGACAGAUGCUUUCUGGGACUAUGUUGCCAAAGCCACCCAGACAGCUGACGACACCCUCCAGAUGAUCAAGAAGUCUCAAUUUGGACAGGAAGUCAAUGCCCGCCUGGCAGAGAGUGCUGACAUAGCCAGUAGGUACACAGUUGGCCUGCAGGAGCAGCUUUCCCCUACAGCCCAGGACCUGAUGACCAAGCUCACCACCGAGGCAGACUUACUGAAAAAAGUGCUGGCAAAGGAGUUGGAGUCGGUCAGGGACAAGCUGGAGCCCUACACUGAGGACACAAAGGCCCAGAUCCAGCACAGAGUGGAGCAGCUAAAACAGGAGCUGGCCCCAUAUGCAGACUCCCUGGACUCCGAGACCCUGAGGACCACCCUGAUGCAGAAGAGUGAGGAGUUGAAGGCCGUGGUGGAGCAGAGUGUGAUGAACCUGCAGGCUCAGAUGCUUCCCUAGAAGGUGGACCAGCACCUGCAGAACCUCCAGGAUAGUGUGGCUCCCAUGACCAAGAAGGUCCAGGUUGAGCUAAGUCAGAGAGCCAACCUGCUGAAACAAAUGGUGGCUCCUUAUGCUGAAGACCUGAGGGAAAAGCUGGACCCCUACGCCCAGGAUCUCCAGGCCCAACUCAUGACCCUCUACCAAUCCCUUACUAAUGCCAACUAAAUCAACCUCCUUAGUCAACAUGUUAGUUCACUGACCAAGAUGCUGGCCUUGUUUGGUCUACCUCUGUUUGAAGCAUGUUAUCAAUGAAAUAUAUG
Messenger RNA from Monopterus albus (swamp eel), 1579 nucleotides. RefSeq names its product apolipoprotein A-IV-like. Gene Ontology annotation, biological process: phospholipid efflux; lipoprotein metabolic process; acylglycerol homeostasis. Gene Ontology annotation, cellular component: low-density lipoprotein particle; high-density lipoprotein particle; extracellular vesicle. The record is from RefSeq and is a predicted model, not a curated record. Gene Ontology annotation, molecular function: phospholipid binding; phosphatidylcholine-sterol O-acyltransferase activator activity; cholesterol transfer activity. NCBI's taxonomy places the organism in Eukaryota, Metazoa, Chordata, Actinopteri, Synbranchiformes, Synbranchidae.